This is a messenger RNA of Lathyrus sativus (Indian pea), 858 nucleotides long. Lineage: Eukaryota; Viridiplantae; Streptophyta; Magnoliopsida; Fabales; Fabaceae. The record is from the annotation of a GenBank genome assembly.
AUGAAGAUUAAGAAACAAAGUAGGCACAGGAAGACAUUGACGUUUUUCACUGCUUGUUUUGGUUUCCAUAAGCCUUACAAAGUUCUCUGUGAUGGAACAUUCGUGCAUCACCUUAUUGGGAAUCGUAUAACCCCUGCUGAUACGGCUCUUGCAAAUAUUCUUAGUUCUACGGUCAAGCUCUACACAACAAGAUGUGUUCUAGCUGAGUUGAAACGGCUUGGUAAAUCGUAUUCGGAGGCUCUUGAGGCAGCUCAUAAUCUUAUAAUUGCAAGAUGCGAGCAUGAAAAAUGUGUAAGGGCCGAUCUAUGCAUCAUGGAGGUUGUCGGAGAAAAUAAUUCCGAGCACUUCUUUGUUGCUAGUCAAGAUACUGACCUACGGAAGAAGUUGCAAGAGAUACCUGGUGUUCCUCUCAUAUUUGGUCUCAGAAAUGCUCUUUUCCUUGAAUCUCCAUCGGCAUUUCAGAAGGAAUAUGUCAAAACUUUGGAAGAAAGACGAAUGCAUAUGACCAACAUAGAAUACCAGAUAUUUAGAGAUAGGGCAAAGAAGAAAUUAGCUGGUGGGGAAGACAAUAAUUCCAAUACUGAAAUAACGGAAAACAAGGAUGCAGGAGAUCCAAUUGCGAGUGCACAGGCAAUAAAAAGAAGUUUUACUUCAAGGAAUCAGAUUGGCAUCAAGGAUAAACCUCAGUUCAAGAGAAAAAGAGCAAAGGCUCCAAACCCGCUUUCGUGCAAGAAGAAGAAAAGUCGUGAAAAUCAAAACAAUUCUUCGAAGGAAAAGAAAGGAGACAGCUCAGUGAAGAGAAGCAGGAAAAGGAACAGGUCGCGGAAAGGGCAAACGCCAGCAGAAACCGGUAGUUAG